This is a messenger RNA of Helicoverpa zea (corn earworm), 5694 nucleotides long. Its product is annotated as homeotic protein spalt-major. Gene Ontology annotation, biological process: regulation of transcription by RNA polymerase II. The transcript has 9 exons. Gene Ontology annotation, molecular function: DNA-binding transcription factor activity, RNA polymerase II-specific; RNA polymerase II cis-regulatory region sequence-specific DNA binding. NCBI's taxonomy places the organism in Eukaryota, Metazoa, Arthropoda, Insecta, Lepidoptera, Noctuidae. Gene Ontology annotation, cellular component: nucleus. Bases 156 to 4193 code for a protein of 1345 amino acids. The record is from RefSeq and is a predicted model, not a curated record.
GAGUGGUGCGCCCGGUCACACGCCGCGUCCGCUCCGCACCGAGUACUUCGUCCGAGCCGAGUAGCCGGCGCCGCGCGCGAGUGUCCUAGUGUUCGAGCGGCGAGCUGCCGCCUGCCAUGCGCCGGCCCUGAGCCCUAGCGCCGCCAGCGGACACCAUGCCGCGCGUCAAGCCCUCCUGCGUCCGCCGCGUCUCCAUCGGUGAAAGUUCGGGAUCGUGUUCCGAGGAGGAUAUUAACCAUGUGUCUGACGAUACGAGAGACCGGCCUGAAGCACACAUGUGUCCGCGCUGUCAGGAACAGUUCGAGAACCUUCACGAGUUCCUGUACCACAAGCGACUCUGCGAUGAGAAAGCGUUGCAAAUGGGCGAGGAGAGAAUGCACUCCGAUCCGGAGGAAAUGGUCGUUUCAGGCGAUGAAGAGAUGGAUGGACCCAACAAACGAUUAGAGCAGGUCCGACGGCAUCGACAAGAUGCGGAAAAUAAUAACAGCCUCGAGGAUGGCGAGGCAGAAGUGCCUGAAGCCGACGUGCCGCCAGUUGGCUUGCCCUUCCCGGUGGCCGGCCACGUCACGCUCGAAGCUUUACAAAAUACUAAAGUUGCCGUAGCACAAUUUGCCGCGACUACAAUGGCGAACAACGCAGAUAACGAAGCGGCGUUACAUGAACUGGCCGUGCUACAAAGCACGUUAUUUACGCUGCAGCACCAACAAGUUUUUCAGCUACAAUUAAUACGCCAAUUACAAAAUCAAUUGUCAUUAACGCGACGGAAAGAUGACCAGCUCCCGAGCCCGCCGCCGAGUGAACCAGAGCCGGUGCCGGUGCCUCCCGCUCGAUCGCCGUCGCCGCCUCGUCCGCCACGGGAGCCUACUCCUGUCGCACCCCCUCCUCCUACUAGUCAAAGCUUACCGUCAACUCAUUCGCAUCUCACACCUAAGACGGAACCCUUAUCCGUUCCUAAACUCCCAACCUCGUCUCCACCGAUGAUGUCCCAUCCACCGUACAGCUCCAUUUCCUCAUCUUUAGCUUCUUCAAUAAUCACAAACAACGACCCGCCACCUUCUCUCAACGAACCAAAUACGCUUGAAAUGCUACAAAAGAGAGCACAAGAAGUGCUUGACAAUGCGUCACAAGGCCUAUUAGCCAACAAUCUUGCCGAUGAACUCGCUUUCCGUAAAUCCGGAAAAAUGUCACCAUAUGAUGGAAAAUCUGGUGGAAGAAACGAACCAUUUUUCAAGCAUCGCUGCCGUUACUGCGGAAAAGUGUUUGGAAGCGAUUCUGCACUGCAAAUCCACAUUCGAUCGCACACAGGUGAAAGACCUUUUAAGUGUAAUGUAUGUGGAUCACGAUUUACAACCAAAGGGAAUCUCAAAGUACAUUUCCAAAGACACACAGCAAAGUUUCCGCAUGUCAAGAUGAAUCCCAAUCCAGUACCAGAGCAUUUGGAUAAAUACCACCCCCCGCUGUUAGCGCAGUUGUCGCCGGGACCAAUUCCUGGAAUGCCACCACAUCCACUUCAAUUCCCUCCGGGUGCGCCAGCUCCUUUUCCGCCAAGCUUGCCGUUGUACAGACCCCCACAUCAUGACUUAUUACCACCUCGUCCGCUCGGAGACAAACCCCUACCGCCUCAUCCAUUAUUUGCAAUGCGAGAGGAACAAGACGCUCCGGCUGAUCUCAGUAAACCAUCUGCGCCGAGCCCUUCUCGAUCAGCACCCGAGGUUAAGUCUGAACCCCAAGAUGAUGAGUGUCAACGAGAUUCCAGUUUUGAAGACACUGACCGAGUAUCUCCUAAGCGAGAACCUGACGAAAAUGAUGCCACGCAGGAUCAAGAGCAAGACAGAUAUCCUUCGACCUCGCCCUACGACGACUGCAGCAUGGACUCAAAAUAUAGCAAUGAAGAACAAAUCGGCAGAGAGAGUCCUCAUGUGAAGCCCGAUCCAGAUCAACCGGAAAAUCUCUCAAGUAAGAAUUCACCGAUAACCGGGCCAAUUUCAAUAGCAACGGGACUGCGUACUUUUCCUUCGUUUCCCCUGUUCCCUCAGUCUCCACCCAGCAGUAUGUCCUCUGGUAGUUUAACUCCCUUCCCGAACACUGUUCAGAAUGUCGUUGAUGUAGAUCUGGCACGUGAUCCAAUGUUUUAUAAUUCUCUUCUGCCUCGCCCUGGCAGCAAUGAUAACUCAUGGGAAAGUUUAAUAGAAAUUACCAAAACAUCUGAAACAUCAAAGCUUCAACAGUUAGUCGAUAAUAUUGACAAUAAAGUUUCCGAUCCCAACGAAUGUAUUGUAUGCCACCGAGUUCUCUCUUGUAAGAGUGCGUUACAAAUGCACUAUCGUACGCACACCGGCGAGAGACCUUUCCGAUGUAAAUUGUGUGGCCGCUCUUUUACGACUAAGGGUAAUUUAAAAACUCAUAUGGGUGUUCAUCGCAUAAAACCGCCAGCUCAAAUGUUACAUCAAUGUCCAGUUUGCCAUAAGAAAUUUUCGGAUCCUUCCAUAUUACACCAACACAUACGACUUCAUACGGGCGAGCGUGCCCAAAUUCCUUACGACCAUAUCAGAAAUAUCGAUAUAGAGCGUUUUCCAUCACUGAGUAACGGGUCAGACGUCAGCGACUAUCAAGCUCAGCGCCCCUUCCCGCGCCCGAUGUUCCCCACUCCGACCACUCCCGGCGACCGACGGGCGGACUCCCGCGGGACCGACGAUGAGAGCGGCCGGGACGAGCGCGAGCCCGCUAUUCGGGAGUUCGACGACGACUUAGAUAUGAAGGAUCGUCGAACUUCGCCGCUCUCCGUCUGCGCCUCGGCGUCCGAAAGCGAAAUAAAAACCAUCACCACAACGGCUUCCCUCCCAUCGGCGACAGGUUCGGAGAGCGGGCGGAGCGCGCGAGCCUCGCCACCGUCGCCCACCAUGUCGACGCUGUCGACGCCGCCGCGGCUGCCGCUGCACUCGCCGCUGCCGUCGCCGCCCACGCCUAUCGCCGCGCUGGGCGCGCUCGGAGGAUCGCCCUUCAGCCCGCUCGGACUCGCGUUCCCUCCCGCAGUGCGCGGCAACACGACCUGUAACCUCUGCUACAAGACGUUCGCCUGCAACUCCGCUCUGGAGAUACAUUACCGGAGCCACACCAAGGAGCGACCAUUUAAGUGCACCGUCUGCGAUCGCGGAUUCUCCACCAAGAGCAGUGGCGGCGGUUGCCGGUGCGGUAGGCGCGCGCGCGCACCCCGCCCCCCGCACGCCACUGCUUUGGACCUGUGGAACGCCUUCGUUUACCCGGGCAACAUGAAGCAACACAUGCUGACGCACAAGAUCCGCGACGUGCCACCCGGGUUCGACAAGAGCUCGAGUGGAGCCGACGACACCCGGGAGGCCAGCCCCGACCGGCGCUCCUCGCCCGACAAGCUCGACCUCAAGCGCUCGCCGCCCGCGCACCCGCCGCCGCAGAUGACGCAUCCCCCACCUAUCGAUAUGCCGCCACUGCCCAAACGGCCCAGCGUACCCAGCGGGCCAACACACCCCCCACCGCCGGCAUCAUCCAAGCACCUUUGCGGAGUGUGCCGCAAGAACUUCUCCUCGUCGUCCGCGUUACAGAUCCACAUGCGUACUCACACCGGGGACAAACCUUUCCGAUGCGCCGUGUGCCAGAAGGCCUUCACUACGAAGGGUAACCUUAAGGUGCAUAUGGGAACGCACAUGUGGAGUGGCGGUGCGUCACGGCGCGGACGGCGCAUGUCGCUUGAGCUGCCCCCGCGGCCGCUACAUGAGCCGCACGAUCUACUGCGCCGCCCCGACCUCUUCUACCCAUACCUGCCCGCGCCCUUCCUUAACGGCAUGCAGCAAAAGCUGAAUGAAAUAUCAGUGAUACAGCAGAGCGCGGGCCAAAACGGUGUAGCAGGAAAAUUCCCCGGACUUCUCGGUUUCGGAGCAUUUGGAGGUGCGCGACCAGGUGCUGCGUCGCCACUGGAACGACCGCCAUCACUGGAGGGCGGUGACGAGAGGCAAGCCGCGAUGCGCGAGCUGGCCGAGCGCGGUCGGGAGCUGGCGGAGCGGAGCCGGCAGAUGCGCGAGGACAGCGAGUACCGGUCGCCGCCGGCGCACGGAGCGCACGCGCCGCCGGCGGCGCAGGCGUCGCCACCCGCCCCGCAUCACCAGCACGGGCUGGCGCCGCUGCCGCCGCCCGCGCGCACCGAGGGCCUGACGGUCUAGGCGGGCCGCAGCUGCCCCUCGUACAUUCCAGAGGCCCGGCGGCCGCGGCCACGUCGUGUCUAUAUUGUACAAAGAGUUAGAGUCUAGUGAGAGUGCGGACCGGCCGUUCGCGGCGAGGCGAGCUGUUGUAGCGUAAUUAUGUCCGAAGUUUAGCGCUAUGUACCGUUGUUAUUCCACGUGUUAUUACGCCUAGUAUUACUGUAAGUAACUUAUUUUGCACGAGUACGGGCCUGGGGCAAUCGGGGGCUCGUCACGAGCUCCACGUUUAUGUCAUUACUCUGUGAUAGUGCACAUUGGGAGCUGUGUGCGACGUACCGACAGCGUUCAGAGGAAACGAUGUCGUCGCAAUCACGCAGUCGAAUGUGCUAUGACAUCAAAAAUUAAAUAUAAAUUAUCCCAAAAAUUAAAUAAUUUUCAUAAAACUAUAUCUUUUUAAAUUAAAUGUACAUAAUUUGUAAAAUAAAUAGUAUUGUAAUGAACAAGUAGAUAUAAACUUGAAUUUAAUAAAAUAUUACAUAUAUAUUAUUAUAUUGUACGACUACACUGGAGUGCAAUAUGCAUGAUUUUGUCUUUUGCCACAUUCCAAAUGAUUGAUGUUACUGUAAAAACAGGUUUGUAACAACUAAUAGUUUCCUGAUAACAAUAGCAUUAUUUUAUCCAUCAGUGGAUUUUUAAAUGUAAAAUAAUAAUUAUUCUGUACCUACGAUUUAUAGAUAUUGCACAUUGUAUAAAAUACCGAAAAUUUACCUAGUUCUCGGAAAUUCUAUUACCUAUCUAUUGUCUUUAGGUAUUCAAUAUUGUAUUACAAUACAUUUAAUUGUAACAGAGGUUAAUGACAUAUUCAUAUCAUGUAAAUUAAAAGUAUUUGCAUUUGAGGUCUAUAGUUAUAAGUAUUUAGAGUCAUAGCUAUUAUAUUGCUUUAGAAUACUUCAACAUAUCUUUGUAAAAAUGUGAGCGACUGGUGUUUGACGAGACGUUGACUAAGUACUUAACGGUUAUAUACUAUGUAGUAUCACCGGCACUGUACGCAGACUGACCACGACUAUGUACACACAUUUAUAUUACAUUUCUUUCCAAAUAUGCAUUUUCUCAAUGCUUGUUAGUAGACGCCGUAGUCCAGUUGCUGAUAAAUUUAAUUAUUUUUAAACAAAUAUGUAUUAUGUAUUUUAUACUUUCGACACUAGUUAUCUGUGUAUAAAAUGUCCUACUAAAUUAUUUAUAAAUUAUAAAUCAUGCAUACACUCUUAGUAUUAAAAGAACGCUUGCGGGGCGAUAGGCCCCGCGCGCCAGUUUAGUUGUCUAGAAUAAAUUCUCAUAGCACCUACGAGCUAAUUAUUAUAUCAAGUUGCAAAUAGAUCUUAGAGAGUAGUAUUAGUCAUGAAUAUGAUGUGUCAUGUCAUGUCAGUAUAAAUAAUCAUUGUAAAUUAUUAAAUGUUUAUGUAAAUGUCCAAAAAGUAUUCAAAUUAUUUAAAAAAGCAAUUAUUAUACUAAUAAUUAUUUU